AUGUGUGAGUGUGAACUCAGGAUGAAGAUCCUCCUCCUCAUCUUCACCCUCUGUCUGAUCUCAGAUCUGUCCUAUAAGAAGUCGAUCAGUGAGACUGUCCAUUUAGGAGGAGAUUUGAACAUCAGCUGUAAAUACCCAGAAUCCCUCAGGAGUAAUCCCAAGUUUCUCUGCAAGACGAGCCUAAAAGAUUCCGCUUGUUCUCAUAAAAAAUAUGUUAAUCAAAGUGGAAAAUUCUCCCUGUAUGAUGACAGAGAAAGACAAAUCUUGAGUGUGAGUAUUAGAAAUGUAACUGAGCGAGACUCUGGUGAAUACUGGUGUGGAGCUGAAGCAGCCUGGGAAUCUGAUGAUGGAUACGAGGUUUAUUUCACACAGAUCAACCUGACAGUUACUGAUACAAGUCAGCCAGGUUCAACAUUGAAGCCAACACAACCUUCAUCAUCAUCAUCAUCAUCAUCACUAUCUCAGCCUUCUUCAGCAUCUUCUUCAGCAGUCUCCACCUUGAUCCCUGUGUCUGUAAUUCUGCUGCUGCUUCUGAUUGGAUUCAUAUUCCUCACUUUAAUUUUCCAAAAGAGACGCAAGAUGCAAGGUAGAGCAACUACUGACCAGUGUCCUGUCCAAAACUUCAAUAGUGACCAAGGGGUUCCCCUUGUUGUCUGUGAGUAUGAAGAGAUUAAAGACACCAGAGACCUUUCUGCAUCAGAUGCUGGAACUUCUGCAGUUUAUUCUAAUGUUCGACUGCCCACAAAACCCUUUAAUCCUUUGCAACCUCUUUAUGACACCACAGUCUUACCCACAAUCCCCUGUGACUCUACUAUUUAUUCUAAUGAUCAGUUACCCACAAUGCCCUCUGAUCAGGACGUCUACUCCACAGCUCAGUUACCCACAGGUCUUUCAAAUGAGAAACCUGCUGAAGGUGUGACUUACGCAACAGUGAGUUUUCACUCCAACACCAGCAGCUCUAAUGAUGCAGUUCCACAGGUUGGAGAAGACGUCACUUCUGAGUACGCUUCAGUCAGUCACGGUACUUCAUCUGUUUAG
Messenger RNA from Clarias gariepinus (North African catfish), 1038 nucleotides. RefSeq names its product CMRF35-like molecule 8. The transcript has 6 exons. The record is from RefSeq and is a predicted model, not a curated record. The coding region runs from base 1 to 1038 and encodes 345 amino acids. Lineage: Eukaryota; Metazoa; Chordata; Actinopteri; Siluriformes; Clariidae.